AUGGAAAUUCUUCAGGAGCUUGAUAGCGCACUAGAAGAAGACGAACAAAUGUCACUGGAAGACAUCCGGAAAGGAGCUAAGGACACGGACUUAUCGUUCAGACAAUAUGCGACACAGACAUAUGAUUUGCUGAUACCAGAGCCUGCAAUCGAUUACGAUCAUCAGACACGCCACAAUCAUCGAUUUCUGAUCAACUAGCAAAAAGAUAAUCCUUUGAAAACAGUGCAGACAAAGUACAGUGCAGCACACUCGAUGUUUACAGUGCACAAGAUCUCAACUAACUUAGUGACAUCUUCUGCUGUUGCUCUUCUUGUGGGACUUGAAAGGCACUUGUUAAAGGCUGCUUGUGUCCCGCAGAAUCGUACACGACUGACUUACAAUUAG
Molecule: messenger RNA, 384 nt
Organism: Anisakis simplex (herring worm)
Lineage: Eukaryota; Metazoa; Nematoda; Chromadorea; Rhabditida; Anisakidae
Source: the annotation of a GenBank genome assembly